AUGGCCAAAUAUUCAUGCAAUCAUAAACAACUUUGUUGUUCGGUAAUAUUUGUGAUCAUUUCUUGUGUUGCAAUCCCUUCUGAUUCUAUCCGUCUUCAUCAACAAACGACAACAAAUCAUGCAACCCUCUUCGUGUUUGGGGAUUCUUUGUUUGAUCCAGGAAACAACAAUUACAUUAACACAACCACAUAUUUUCAGGCCAAUUUUUCUCCAUAUGGUGAAACUUCCUUCAAACAUCCAACUGGAAGGUUUUGUAAUGGUCGUAUUAUACCUGAUUUUAUUGCUGAAUUUGCUAAUUUGCCUUUGAUUCCGCCAUUCUUGGAACCUAAGCAUCACCGCCAUCAAGUGGCUUAUGGCUUCAACUUUGCAUCUGCUGGUGCAGGUGCCCUUUCAGAAACUAAUUGUGGGUUGGUUAUUCAUCUUCACAAGCAAUUGAAGAAUUUCAAAAAGGUUAGGAAGCAAAUGAAGGCAGAACUAGGUGAAAGUGGAACAAACAAAGUGUUGGGAAAUGCUGUGUAUUUACUUAGCAUUGGAAGCAAUGACUACUUUAGUCCUUCACCGUCAUUUGGAUCAUUUCCUCCGGACGAAUAUAUUUCAAUGGUUAUUGGCAAUAUUACUACUGUUAUUCAGGAAAUAUACGACAAAGGUGGACGAAAAUUCGGCAUCCUAAAUUUGGGACCGUUGGGGUGUUUGCCGGUCAGCCGGGCAAAAAAUGUGACCGGCGGUGGAGAUGGAAGCUGCGACCCUCAGGCCAAUGAUGUGGUAGAGCUGCACAAUUACGGCCUAGCCAUGUCACUUUUGCAAUUGCAAGCGCAGCUUCAAGGCUUUCGUUACUCACUCUUUGAUUCUUUCUCUGCUGCUUUGGCUGCUCAAUCAAAUCCAACCAAAUAUGUGGCUUCAUUUAACUAUAACAAUAAUAACUUGUAUUUGAAAAAUAGUCCAACAAAGCCACUUAUUUGCAUGAUGUCUUUAACUAUUCUAUCUUCCAAUUGA
Messenger RNA from Oldenlandia corymbosa var. corymbosa, 993 nucleotides. Lineage: Eukaryota; Viridiplantae; Streptophyta; Magnoliopsida; Gentianales; Rubiaceae. The record is from the annotation of a GenBank genome assembly.